CUCUCUGUGUUAUAUCUGUGUGUCACUGAUCUCUUGUCCUUUGUUGUUUCAGGACUGUUUCACCAGUGGGGGCCGUCCCCGGUGUCCCAAGGCCAUCCGUUCGUGGAGAUCAUCGAGCAGCCGAAAGCACGAGGGAUGCGUUUCCGUUAUAAGUGUGAGGGUCGAUCGGCCGGCAGCAUCCCCGGAGAGAAGAGCAACGACACCACGAAAACACACCCCGCCAUCAAGGUGCACAACUACAGCGGCCCGCUGAGAGUCAGGAUCUCAUUGGUCACCAAGAACCAGCCGUACAAGCCACACCCACACGAGCUGGUGGGCAAAGACUGCAAACACGGAUACUAUGAGGCGGACCUACAGGAGCGCCGGAUACACAGUUUCCAGAAUCUGGGUAUUCAGUGUGUGAAGAAGAAGGAUGUGGGAGACGCAGUUUCCUGUCGCCUGCAGACACAGAACAACCCCUUUAAUAUUCCUGAGGCCAAGAUCUGGGAGGACGAGUACGACCUGAACGCAGUGCGCCUGUGCUUCCAGGUGUCCAUCACGCUGCCCAGCGGAGACCUGUUUCCUCUGGAGCCCGUCGUGUCUCAGCCCAUCUACGACAACCGCGCUCCCAACACCGCCGAGCUCAAGAUCUGUCGGGUCAACAGGAACUCAGGCAGCUGUCGAGGAGGAGACGAGAUCUUCCUGCUGUGUGAUAAAGUGCAGAAAGAGGACAUCGAGGUGCGGUUCUUCCAGGACUCGUGGGAGAGCAAGGGCUCGUUCUCUCAGGCUGAUGUUCACCGGCAGGUGGCUAUCGUCUUCCGCACGCCUCCGUACCGUGACCCGAACCUGACGGAGCCGGUGCGUGUGAAGAUGCAGCUGCGCAGACCGUCUGACCGAGAGGUCAGCGAGCCCAUGGACUUCCAGUACCUGCCCGCCGACCCCGAUGAGCACAGGCUGAUGGAGAAGCGCAAGAGAACCGAAGGAAUGCUGCAGAACCUCAAACUGAGCAGCAUCAUCACAGGAUCCUCUGUGCCCGCAGACAGACGGCCGUUCAGUACAGCGAAGCGAACACUAGGUCUCUCUAAACCCCCAGCAGCCAGCGGUCUCUCAGCAGCGGUGUCUGCAGGAGCCCCAGUGAAGCCGCAGACGUCCUCCUUCUUCACUCCUGCUCCCGGUCAGCUGUUCUCCGCGUCCGCUCCGAGCUCGUCCGGCGACACAUGGAAGUUCCUCCAGAGUCUGACCGUAGACUCUCAGCCCAAAGCAGCGUCCAGCAGCUUCACGAGUCCCAGCACCGCUCCGUCCGUCCUCACGCAGGACUUCCCCACCGUCAACCUGUCCGACCUGCACGACUUCAACAGCUUCCUGUCCCACGAUCAGAUGAGCGCUCCGGCCGCAGCCGAGCCCGUCCAGAGCGCCGCGGCUCCAGACUCCUUCAGCUCCGCUCCCUUCCGAGUCGAGGCAGACGACGAGCUCCCAGAGUUCCCCAGCUUCUCCGAGGUGCACGGCUCCGACGUCGACAACAUCAACAUCGAGGAUUUCCAAGCGCUGCUGGUCCAGAGCUGUCUUCCUGGAGACGCGGGUCUGUCCGUGGGGAAGCCUGCGGCGAGCGAGGUGCAGGAGCCGGAUCACGCUGGGAACAGCUCCACCUGGAUGUCCUUCCCUCCCAGCAUCGCCAACCUCAUCCACAACGAGAGCAUGAUGGAGAGCGCAGCCGCUCCGACCCCCCCCGCCGGCGUCCUGGACGACCUGGACAUGCUGAGCUCCAUCGACGACGACCGCUUCAUGACCAUCUUCACCAGCAGCAGCCAGGUCGGCUUCCUGUCCGGACACCCCACCUAGUUUAACCCCGUAUAUACAGCAGAUUCAUUCAGACUUUAGUGGCUUUAGCGGGUGGAGGCUUUGAUGUACAGUUAUCUUUACCUUGUUUACCAGCCAAACUAGAUCACUCUGUGUCUGAAAACACCCACAGUGCCUUACUGAGCGGCUCAGCCAAUCACAGCGCAGAGUCACCGCCUCCUCCACCAAUGACUGUGGAGAACACUGAACUCUGGUCCUCACACAAUCAUUGGUCCAGUGAGAGAUAUUACACAGUCUACAGUAGAACCCACUUCUCCAUAUUAAUAGUUUAAUUCACUUAAAGGAACAUUGCACCAAGUUUUCAUUAUUAUAUUAUAUAUAUAUAAUUAAACAGUAAACCUGUAGUGCAGCCAAACAAUGAAAGGACUAAUUAAUCUUUUAAUCAAAUGAAGAGAUGAAACGUUAACCGUUUAAUGAGUGUUUAAAAAUGUAAAGUAAAUCAUAAACCAUUUUAAAUUAAAAGGCAGCAGAUGUCCUGAAAACAAACUUGUAAUAAAUUGUUGCUUAUAAAAAUUCAUUGAAUUAGACAUGAUUUAUAAUCAAGACUUUUAUUACUUCAAAAAUGUUCUUUAACCAAUAAAAUAGAAUGCAAAAAAAAAAAAA
Messenger RNA from Carassius auratus (goldfish), 2439 nucleotides. RefSeq names its product transcription factor p65-like. Gene Ontology annotation, cellular component: cytoplasm; nucleus. The transcript is spliced from 10 exons. Lineage: Eukaryota; Metazoa; Chordata; Actinopteri; Cypriniformes; Cyprinidae. The record is from RefSeq and is a predicted model, not a curated record. Gene Ontology annotation, biological process: inflammatory response; positive regulation of transcription by RNA polymerase II; response to cytokine. Gene Ontology annotation, molecular function: DNA-binding transcription factor activity, RNA polymerase II-specific; RNA polymerase II cis-regulatory region sequence-specific DNA binding. The annotation marks the transcript as partial.